Molecule: messenger RNA, 1166 nt
Organism: Saccostrea cuccullata (small rock oyster)
Lineage: Eukaryota; Metazoa; Mollusca; Bivalvia; Ostreida; Ostreidae
Product: galactoside alpha-(1,2)-fucosyltransferase 2-like
Exons: 3
Coding region: 127-1086 (319 amino acids)
Biological process (GO): carbohydrate metabolic process
Cellular component (GO): membrane
Molecular function (GO): galactoside 2-alpha-L-fucosyltransferase activity
Source: RefSeq, a predicted model, not a curated record
GAUCCACGCCAAGUCUCCGCGAUAAUAUGUCCUUAUCAUCACUCGAUGCAUCGUGACGCAGUUCUUUGACAACACGCUUCUGACUCGACAUCUUAAAUUCAAGGGACACGAGAAAAAUGAACAGUUAUGAGAAGAAUUAUGAAAACUGACCUUUUGCUGCUGAUCCUGUUUUUCAGUGUGUUGAUCAACUGCUUCUUUUUCUACCUCUUCCUAAAAAGACCGAAACACCUACUUCCGGUUCAAACUGAGGAGAACCGGUUAUGUGCUUACUUCCGGGGAGGCUUGGGUAACAAUAUGUUUCAAUAUGCCUCAACUUAUGGGAUAGCCCGGGCCAGAAACAUGACUAUAGGAAUAACGCCUACAUCCUUAAUGUUUAAUACUUUCAAUAUUUCUACCAGAUUCUUAAUCGGCAAACAGUUUUGUGACACUGCAGAAAAGGUUGUAGAGAGGAAACCGUGUGCAUAUGAUAAAGGUUCCGUCCAUUUUUAUAGGAAAAACAAUCUGAACUACAUUCAUAAAUCCUAUCUACAGUCUUGGAAAUACUUUCAGGAUGUGGAGAGUGAGAUUAGGGAACAAUUUGUAUUUAUGGAGGAUGUUCAGCAUAAAGCACGGACGCUUAUAGAGACACUGACGAAACCCUUCUCUAGUAACAACCUAACGAUAGUGGGCGUCCAUAUACGAAGGGGUGAUUAUAAACUUGAUAAAAAUGUCAAAUAUGGAUAUACUUUAGCCACAGGGGAAUAUCUCGGUAGAUCUUUGAAAUAUUUUAGAGAUAGAUACCACCCAUUGGUGUUCAUCGUUUUUACAAAUCCGAAUGUGGAGGAUCUCAAGUGGUGCAAAUAUCACAUAAACGGAAGUGACGUAGUCUUCGCGCCUGAAAGCCCGCGGGAAGUCGACAUGUGCGCCAUCUCGAUGUGCAAUCACACAGUUAUGACUGUUGGAUCGUUUGGUUGGUGGGGGGGUUUUCUGGCCAAUGGCACAACUAUCUACUUCAAAAAUGUAGCUAGAAACGACAGUAGUCUCCGGAAAGACUUUAGUUCCGAUAUGUCUGAUUAUUUCUAUCCCGGGUGGAUUGGCCUGGAGUGAUAGAACCACUGACUUAUAUUCAACUUGUGUUCCAUUAUAUUUCUUAGCAACACUUUUAGAUAUAAUUGAUUAAUAUUUAA